AUGGAAGCAAAAUUCUUUCGCUUUAUCAAGACUGUUGGAGUUUGUUUCAAGGCACGAGCAGAAUCUGAAGGAUGUUUAUUAUAUCUCAAACUGGGUUACAGUCAUGAUGUUGAGCUUACCGUUCCUCCUGCAGUUUGUCUAUUCUGCUUCAAACCCAACGUGAUCUGCUGCAUUGGGAUCGACAAGCAACGAACGCAUCAGCUUGUUGUAGCAAUCAGAAACUGUAAGCCACCUAAAGUGUACAAAGGAAAAGGAAUAAUUUACAUUAAUGAAGUGAUUAAAAAGAAAUAUGGGAAGAAAUCGAAAUGA
Messenger RNA from Ipomoea triloba (trilobed morning glory), 309 nucleotides. Its product is annotated as 60S ribosomal protein L6, mitochondrial-like. The transcript has a single exon. The record is from RefSeq and is a predicted model, not a curated record. Gene Ontology annotation, molecular function: rRNA binding; structural constituent of ribosome. Bases 1 to 309 code for a protein of 102 amino acids. Gene Ontology annotation, cellular component: ribosome. Gene Ontology annotation, biological process: translation. NCBI's taxonomy places the organism in Eukaryota, Viridiplantae, Streptophyta, Magnoliopsida, Solanales, Convolvulaceae.